ACCAGAGAGAUGCAGUUGUAUCAUCACAGCAUCUGCAGCAUGAUGAAUGCUCCAAUCUUUGCUUUGUACUUCACGUGUCUGUUGGUGGAGAAUAAGGCUCAUCUGGCAGCUCCUGAUGGAGGAAGUGUGUCUCUGGAGUGCCUCUGUAAGGAUGGAGUAGAAGUGAUGUCGUACUGGUAUAAACAAAUCCUGGGAAGGAGCCCAAAACUGAUGUCCACGUUCUACAAGAAUAAGAAUAACAGCGUCUUUGAGGAGGAAUUUAACAACUGGCGCUUCUCUCCGGAUACUAGAAACACUGGAAAGCUCAUGCUGGAGAUAUCAGACUUGAGAACAUCAGACUCGGCUACUUACUACUGUGCAAUGAGUAAUUUAUAUGACUUUGAAUUUUGUGACGGCACCACAGUCAGUGUGAAAAGUUCAGGCUUGAGCUUCCAGACUUUGGUCCAUCAGUCUGAGACCAUCACGGCAGAAGUUUCUGAGACUCUGAACUGUGCCGUGUAUGCUGGUACCCGUGAUGCAGAACAGGGUGUUUACUGGUUCAAGGCCAUUCAUGAAUCCCAUGUAGGAAUCAUUCACACCCACGGAGACAGGAAUGAUUGUGUCUACGACCUGCCGAUGAAGAACCUGAAAGUGUCUUGUAGUGGGAUCGUCUACUGUGCUGUUGCCUCAUGUGGACGCAUGUUGUUUGGAAACAGGACAAAACUGGACUCUGAAGAUGAGGUGGAAUUUCAUGCCUUGGUGUACGUAUUGAGUGGAGCUUUGGCAUUUGCCACCAUGCUGGCUGUUAUAUUGACUUUCUUAGUGUACAAACUAAGCCAAAGAAACUGCCUGGAUUCAGCGACCUCUCUGGGCCCACAGUUCAGGUGUGAUGGAGAGGACCUUCACUAUGCUGCUGUGAGGGAUUUCAAGGCCAAUGAAGCCAGAACACAGAAACAUGACACCGAUAGUAAAUGUGUGUAUUCCAGUGUGAAGCUGUAGGUGUAAACAUCAUCUUACAUUUGAUCCAAACUCUUCUGGAAAAUUGACAUUUAUUUUCAUUUAAUUAAAAUCUCUUUCUGCAGUAAAACUGUAUCAUCUUCCUGUUAUCCUGUUCUUUUGCUUAUGAUAAGAGUGAAUAAAUGGAAUACUAG
Messenger RNA from Melanotaenia boesemani (Boeseman's rainbowfish), 1130 nucleotides. RefSeq lists its product as uncharacterized. Bases 10 to 978 code for a protein of 322 amino acids. The transcript has 5 exons. Gene Ontology annotation, biological process: response to bacterium. NCBI's taxonomy places the organism in Eukaryota, Metazoa, Chordata, Actinopteri, Atheriniformes, Melanotaeniidae. The record is from RefSeq and is a predicted model, not a curated record.